Messenger RNA from Diachasma alloeum, 571 nucleotides. Its product is annotated as UPF0184 protein C9orf16 homolog. The coding region runs from base 31 to 315 and encodes 94 amino acids. NCBI's taxonomy places the organism in Eukaryota, Metazoa, Arthropoda, Insecta, Hymenoptera, Braconidae. The transcript is spliced from 2 exons. The record is from RefSeq and is a predicted model, not a curated record.
UGCCCCCAGAUCAGCUGAUCCUCAGUGGUGAUGGCAGAUGAAAACAUGGUCAACAGCGCGGUUGAGCCUCACCACGACGAGGAAAUCGCAAUUGACGAGGAUAAUGGGGAGAAUUACAACGAAGAAGAAUUUCAGUCGCUGAACGCGCAAUUAGAUCAACUAAACUCAGCGUUAGACACGAUCGAAAUGAAAACCGACGAUGUUCAUGCUGAAUUAGUGGAAUUAUUAAAAUCCAACAAGGAAACGAGAAAGCAAUUUCAGGAGAGUGUGAAUGAGGGAAAAACAACGACGAAGCCCCCAGACUCCCAGCAAUAAUGUAAAAAAACAAAAAUAUUUUCCAUUCCCUUGACCGUAUUCAACUGUAUUUUCAACGAAUUCAGACAUCAAAUUGAAACAGAAUUGGAAUUUAGUUGAAGAAAUUCGCGUUUAUGAUUUUAUGGAGUCGAUUCCUCAUGUACAGUGCUUAGAAUUAAGAUUUGAAAAUAUUUAAAACGAUAAUUAUGGUAAUUAUGAUGAAGUAUUUUAUUGUCAGUGCUUAAUGCAAGUGCAAUAAAACUAUGAUCACCAGGAA